Raphanus sativus (radish) is the source of this 788-nucleotide messenger RNA. RefSeq names its product photosystem II core complex proteins psbY, chloroplastic. The coding region runs from base 77 to 655 and encodes 192 amino acids. Lineage: Eukaryota; Viridiplantae; Streptophyta; Magnoliopsida; Brassicales; Brassicaceae. The transcript has a single exon. Gene Ontology annotation, molecular function: manganese ion binding. Gene Ontology annotation, cellular component: chloroplast thylakoid; photosystem II; membrane. The record is from RefSeq and is a predicted model, not a curated record. Gene Ontology annotation, biological process: cell redox homeostasis; photosynthesis.
AAACAAUCAUCUCGCGGACGAUCACUCCUCAAGUCUCUCCCUCUCUCUCUCUCAUCUUCAACCUCUCUGAUCAUCAAUGGCUGCGACAAUGGCUACAUCAGCCAAAUGCAUGUCCCUAAACCCAUCUCCUCCCAAACCCCUAAACCAAACCAAACCCACCUCCUCAAAACCCUUCAUCACCCUCCCAACUCCACCUAAAUCCACCGUCUCCCUCGCCGUCACGAGCACCGCCCUCGCCGGAGCCGUCUUCUCCGCCCUCAGCUACUCCGAACCCGCUUUCGCAGCUCACCAGAUCUCCCAGCUCGCCGCCGCCGCUCAAGGUAGCGACAACCGCGGCCUAGCUCUUCUCCUCCCCAUCGUCCCGGCCAUCGGAUGGGUCCUCUUCAACAUCCUCCAGCCGGCUCUCAACCAGAUCAACAAGAUGCGCGAGAGCAAAGGACUCGUCGUUGGUCUCGGUGGCAUCGGCGGUGGUCUCGCCGCGUCAGGGCUCUUGACGCCGCCGCCGGAGGCAGUAGCCGCGGCGGAAGCGGCGGAGAGAGCUGGAGACAACAGGGGACAGUUGUUGUUGUUCGUGGUUGCACCGGCGCUGCUUUGGGUUCUGUACAAUAUAUUGCAGCCGGCUUUGAACCAGCUCAACAAAAUGAGGUCUCAGUGAAACUCUUUUACAAUAUAAUAAUUAGUCAUCGUUCGUUGGGUUUCAAAUGUAUCAUUAAUCCUUUGUUAUAUAUCUCGCUUACUAUAUACUCGAUUUAACUCCAGAACUUUACUACCGCAAUCAUUUGUUCUUA